CGCAGAUCAACCUUUUUCACUGCAGUUUCCUUUUACUUUUCCUCGCAACUUCCCUCCUCUCCUCUCUCUGUCUCCCCUUAAUCCUUAUCUUCAUUGUGUCUCUGCAUUUCUUCGUGACUUAACGAACAUCAGGUGAAACUGUGCAUGACGAGCGCAUCAGAACUCUUCUCUACUCGAAGAUCGCGUCCGGGCAGAUCCAACCCGGAUUUAGAAUCCGACUCUCCUCUGUAUCGACACCACUCACAUCAUCAUCAUCGUCACGGAAUCCAUCAUCGUAAUCACCGCCACGAUUCCGACGGCUGUGAUUCUCUCCGGCGUGUUUCGCCGCGUCUCCGACGCUUCUGUCAGAAUCUUGGUCUUCCGGAACGUGGUAGACCUACUCGUGACGUGCAAGGCACUCCACAGUAUUUGGAAACUGAAAGUAACAGUUUCGGAAACCUAAAUGGAUCCGAGAGGCUUCCUGGAUCAGUUCUUCUCGCAAGGGCAAGACUUGUCCAAAGAUUGAGAGGCGUUUCUUUGUCUAGUAACAGCUCCUCAUUUCAUUCCUCAGAUGGGGUUCAAGUGUCUUAUGAAUGUAACAAGAAGCCACAUGGUCUCACACAAGGUGCUAUUAAUGGUUUACACCGACAAACGUUUAGCUCAACCGAGGUUGAAACGGAAAGGAGAGAUUGCAGCAUAUGUUUAGAGAGUUUCACUAACGGUGACGUGCUUAUAUCAUUGCCAUGUACCCAUAGUUUCCAUUCCUCGUGCUUAAACCCUUGGCUUAAAGCUUGUGGAGAUUGCCCUUGUUGCCGUAGAGCCAUAGCUAAAUGAUAUAGAAACCUGUAAAUAGAAUCUUUCCUUAUCCAUAGGCACACGCAUCUUCUGUUCUUGCUCUAGACAGAUCUUCCAGUUUUGUCGCCCAUUUGAGUGUUUUUCUGCCACAUGUUUGUGACUGUUAACGGUUUUGUUCAUUUUAAUCUAUCUUGUUAAUGUUACAAAAAAAAAAAAAAAUCUAUCUUGUUAA
Messenger RNA from Raphanus sativus (radish), 1006 nucleotides. Its product is annotated as probable E3 ubiquitin-protein ligase RHY1A. The transcript is spliced from 2 exons. The record is from RefSeq and is a predicted model, not a curated record. Lineage: Eukaryota; Viridiplantae; Streptophyta; Magnoliopsida; Brassicales; Brassicaceae. Bases 145 to 813 code for a protein of 222 amino acids.